AAAGAGAGGGGGGGAAAUUGUAGAAAAAUUAUGCCCUAAAAUAUUUUUAAAAAGGAGAUAAAAGAGAGAGAAGCAGACCCCAAAACAAGAAGGCUUUAUACCUCCAUGUACUAAGCUGCCUCCGACUCUCUUCGCUCGUAAAUUUCUUCUCGAUUUAAGUUUACUUUGAGAGCUCCGAUUGAUGCAGCAGGUGAUCAUGGACGGUAGCAGUAGUAGUAGUAGUUCUGCCGCCCCGACUUGGUGGAGCUUGAACAACACGAUGCCAGUACCCUUCCCUCAACCUUCCAGUAAUCCUGAGAUGUGGCAUCCGGAUCAUGGAAGCCAAGACUUGCCAGAGUCAUGGUGCCAACUUCUACUCGGAGGGUUGGUCGCAGAAGAAGAAAAGCAUGGGUUCAAGAGGAUGGGGAUUAAUGACAAUUGUGGAGUGUUGGAUCAAUUGCUACGCGAGCAGCAGAUGGUGCAUCCAUCGCCGUCUGAAGCACAAAUAGCAGCUGGGUUUCAUCAUCAAGUGUCAUCCUCAUGGAAUCAAAAUCCUAUUGUUUCAGCUUCAUCUCCCAGGUCCUGCGUCACCUCCAGCAACAUGUUGGAUUUCUCACACAAGCCCAGGCAGCAAAUCGAUAACAACUCUUCUGAGGGAAACAGCACAGAAACUGCUCCAGCUUUGAAGAAAGCUAAGGUUCUUGGGUGUUCCUCUCCAAAAUCUACUCUCAAGGUGAGGAAGGAGAAGCUAGGGGAUAGAAUAACUACACUGCACCAGUUAGUGUCCCCAUUUGGAAAGACUGACACAGCGUCGGUGUUGCAAGAAGCCAUUGGCUACAUCAGAUUCCUCCACAGUCAAAUCCAGGCUCUGAGCUCGCCGUACCUGGAGCAGCCGCAGGCCAUGAGGCAACAGAAGCAGCAGAAGACUGUGAAUGAUAAUGGUGAUGGUGAUGAACAGUCAAGAAAGGAUUUGAGGAGUCGAGGGUUGUGCCUUGUCCCUGUCUCCUUCACCAUGCACGUAGGAAGUGACAAUGGUGCAGAUUUGUGGGCUGCUGCUCUUGGUGGAGGAUUCUGAUAGCUAGAUCCGGAUGAUCAGGAGGAGAUUCAUACACAUGCAUGUAAUAAAUAUAUAUGCUCUUGAAAUUAACUAGCUUUCAUGCAUGCUUCUUCGGACUUAAUUAUAAUCACGAUGGACAUAGCAUCAUUAGCCGUCAUUCUGCUCAAGGUGAAGGCUGAUCGCUAAUGAUGUUAUGGAAGUUGGUCAAUUGCAUGCAUGAAACGUAGCACGGCAUGCAAUUCGGCAGACAUUAUGAGCAAGAUUGUUGUUAUAUUUGUUUUACUAAACUCCCCAACUCAGUAUAUAUCAGGCUGCAUGCGAUGCAUGCCUGCCGUGCGUACGUUAUUAAAGCAUGCACGAGAAAACUGUAAUUAGUAAUUGAACAGAAGAGUACUAGCACUCUUUAAUGCCUAGAGCUAUCUUUGUUUGAGUUGAAGUAUAUCAAUAUCAGGAUUUUCAUUCUAGUAAA
Messenger RNA from Zingiber officinale, 1505 nucleotides. Its product is annotated as transcription factor bHLH68-like. Gene Ontology annotation, molecular function: RNA polymerase II cis-regulatory region sequence-specific DNA binding; DNA-binding transcription factor activity, RNA polymerase II-specific; protein dimerization activity. Gene Ontology annotation, biological process: regulation of transcription by RNA polymerase II. The record is from RefSeq and is a predicted model, not a curated record. Gene Ontology annotation, cellular component: nucleus. The coding region runs from base 182 to 1054 and encodes 290 amino acids. NCBI's taxonomy places the organism in Eukaryota, Viridiplantae, Streptophyta, Magnoliopsida, Zingiberales, Zingiberaceae. The transcript has 7 exons.